Messenger RNA from Paramacrobiotus metropolitanus, 1593 nucleotides. RefSeq lists its product as uncharacterized. Lineage: Eukaryota; Metazoa; Tardigrada; Eutardigrada; Parachela; Macrobiotidae. Gene Ontology annotation, molecular function: protein binding. The transcript is spliced from 6 exons. Bases 609 to 1262 code for a protein of 217 amino acids. The record is from RefSeq and is a predicted model, not a curated record.
ACGUUUUAGCCUGUACGAGUACUAUGACGUUUUGAUUCGCGCAGCGAUAUCAAAAUUUCCUGUAAUAAUCCCUGCUAAGCUUGCAGUUUCUGCUACCCGUUAUCUGAAGCUUUAUAUAAACGUUAACGUGGAAGUGGUUAUUUGUAAAGUGUCUGGAGUCGUGGACAAAGGCGAAUCUAACAAAAACCUUGGCAUAAUUUUCCCGUCUUUUUAGACGAGGGGCUGCGGAUGAUAGAGAUCACAAAGCAAUCACAGUAACUGUUUAUAUACGAAGAUAACGCUAUUUUGCAAUUUAACAUUUGAAAAUGGACUUGCAUUUUGCGAUCGUUGAAUUUCUCCUCCCAAGGAAGUCGAUCAGCACUUUUAGUGGCGACAACAUUGAAAUGACUUCAUUAAAUUCCGCUGUUCCAACUUAUUUCGACAUGGGCACCAGGAAAACACGUAUGGAUGGUCAUUUAAAAACGCUCUCCUGGCCAGUAUGCGCAUCGUUGUCGACACCUAUGCUGGUUGGGAUAUCGUCUGUGCAGCUGGUAGUGGCCUGAUUGUAACGCAAGGCGCCGUCGGCAUAUCAACACUAGUGCAGCAUAACCCAUUCGGCCAGCAUCACGAUGACCCAGAAGAACUGGUUAUUGCCGUUACUGAUAUGCGUGAUUCCGUUCCUGCCAGUGAAAGGAGUGGAGGGUCAACGGACAGAGCAAACCGCAACGCUGAGCGCCAACGACCAGGUGUUGUGCCAGUGCGGUGGCUUUGCAUCCAAAGUAACCAAAGUAUGUGGAACCGAUCGUCGGACGUACGAUACUGUGUGUGAACUUGCCGAUGAAAUGGCUAAAAACAGUUCAUUAGGCCUGCUAUGCAGAACUCCAUGCGAGAAAUGCCCCAAGGCGUCCGCUUUAAGAUCGACGUGCCAUGCGAAGACCCAUAUGCUGACUAAUUCCCACCACAAAAUGCGUUCCGUGAGCUUGAAUCUACCCAAAUUACACAAAGCUGUGACGGAUCCCAAUCGCACCACAUUCUACUGCUUAACGGACGGGACACAAGCCAACCGGAACACUGUGUGGUGUCAUAUACAGAAGAAAAGAGAAUUAAACGUGGGAAUACGGUGCAUGGACACAUGCAACAAGUGUGAAGGCGCUGAAGGUCGGAUUGCGACGUGCCCAACACGGAUGCUGGAGCAUCUUCCUUUGUUUGACGGUGCACCUGUCAGAACUGCUAGUAGAUCCGCAGUCCAAAAACCCGAGGACAAAAUGUUAGAAGUCAGAUAAUUCCACAAUGAUAGAAACAUUAAUACCUUUCGGACAAAAUGACGGAUACGAGUACGUAUCUUCUUUGAAGGAAUUCUACCAGAUUAGCCCAUAAUUGCACAUUCAGAUCUGUUUAUUAAAUGUUUAUCAAAGUUUAUUUAAAUGUUUUUAGCGUUAUGAAAACAUGCCUUUUGAACGACGUUCCUUGUUGAAAUUCUUACAGACGUUUUUCUAAUAACAAGGAAGAUCGAUGGAGUCAUAUGACACCAUACGUACUGUACGAUCUUCCUUUUAUUAAAUGUACUGAAUAAUCCAGAGCGGGAAGUAGUAAAAAAUUUUAUGUUCGUUAUUA